Trichoderma harzianum CBS 226.95 is the source of this 1401-nucleotide messenger RNA. RefSeq lists its product as hypothetical. The transcript has 5 exons. The record is from RefSeq and is a predicted model, not a curated record. Lineage: Eukaryota; Fungi; Ascomycota; Sordariomycetes; Hypocreales; Hypocreaceae. Gene Ontology annotation, cellular component: cytosol. Bases 1 to 1401 code for a protein of 466 amino acids. Gene Ontology annotation, molecular function: argininosuccinate lyase activity.
AUGGCGGCUCCUGGCGAUGCGCCCAGCGAGGGCAUGCUCUGGGGUGGACGAUUCACUGGCGGCAUCGAUCCCCUCAUGCAUCAAUACAACGCCAGCAUUUCCUACGAUUCGCGCCUCUUCAAGGAAGAUAUUCUCGGAAGCAUCGCCUUUGCCCGCGCUAAUGCAAAGUCUGGCAUCAUUUCCAACGACGAUUUUGUUGAAAUCGAGCGGGGUUUACAUGAGGUCCUGAAAGAGUGGGAGGGGGGUCACUUUGUUAUCAAGUCUAAUGAUGAGGAUAUUCAUACCGCCAACGAGCGUCGACUUGGCGAAAUCAUUGGCAAGAACAUUGCUGGCAAAUUACAUACAGGUCGCAGCCGAAACGAGCAGGUGGUCUGCGAUAUGCGUAUGUGGUUGCGCGAACGGAUUCGUGAGAUUGACAGCCAGCUCGUUGCCUUGGUCAAGGUGAUUACUGGCCGUGCUGAGUCUGAAAUCGACUACCUUAUGCCUGGGUAUACACACCUGCAACGUGCCCAGCCCAUCAGGUUCUCGCAGUGGUUGAUGUCAUUUGGCUUCGCCUUUAUGAAUGAUGUUGAGCGACUCCGAGAGUGUCUGAAGAGGGUUAACAAGAGCCCUCUUGGUUGUGGUGCUCUUGCUGGCAAUGUCUUCAACAUUGAUCGCGAGAUGAUGGCUAAAGAGCUUGGUUUUGACGAUAUCCUCUGGAACUCUAUGAAUGCUGUUUCUGAUCGAGACUUCGUGACUGAAUUCCUUCAAUGGGGCAGUCUAUUUAUGCAACAUAUUUCGCGAUGGGCCGAGGAUCUCAUCAUCUACAGUACCCAAGAAUUUGGCUUUAUCUAUAUUGCCGACGCCUACUCGACAGGCUCAUCGCUGAUGCCACAAAAGCAUAACCCAGAUGGUCUCGAGCUAUUACGAGGCAAGGCCGGCCGAGCUUUUGGCCACAUGAGUGGGUUCAUGAUGACCCAAAAAGGAUUGCCGAGCACAUACAACAAAGACCUACAGGAGAGUUGGGAACCCAUGCUGGAUCAUGUCAAGACUAUCUCCGAUAGUAUACAGAUUGCAAACGGCAUCCUUUCCACACUCACCAUUCGGCCAGAGCGGAUGCUGGCUGCGUUAGACCCCUUUAUGCUUGCUACAGAUGUAGCUGAGCGACUUACAAAACUCGGUGUGCCCUUCCGGGAGACACAUCAUAUCGCUGGACGAUGUGUAGCAAAGAGCGAGGAGCUGGGCAUCCCGAUGAAUGAGCUUACGCUCGAGCAACUAAAGGCCAUUGAUAGCCGAUUCCCGGAUGAUAUCAAGGAGAUAUUCAAGUAUGAGUCAAGUGUUGAAGCGAAAUCGGCCAGGGGCGGCACCAGCCGAUCAAGUAUUCUAGAGCAGAUCAAGGUCCUUAGGGCCAUGUUAGGUUAA